Messenger RNA from Hydatigera taeniaeformis, 600 nucleotides. The record is from the annotation of a GenBank genome assembly. NCBI's taxonomy places the organism in Eukaryota, Metazoa, Platyhelminthes, Cestoda, Cyclophyllidea, Taeniidae.
AAUGAGGAGGGUGAAGGUGAGCCCAGUCGUCCAACACCUCCAGUCACUGCAGAAAAUCAACCUGCACCUCCGCGUAUUAUAACACCCGCCGAUGGUGUUCAAGGUGGACCUGGAUCUGGUGUCGGUGGGCUUCAAGACAUCACUAUUAAGGCAGGUCAAGAACUCCGAAUGCCGGUGGCCUGGUUUGGUCAUCCACCACCGACAGCCACAUGGCUCCAAAAUGGUGAACCAGUAAAACCUGGCGGAGAGCGAAAUAUUUCUAUGACAACGGAACCGCAGCCUCGUUCCACUGAACCUUUGGUUGGUGGAGCGUUGGAGGAAGAACCGGGCGGUACUUCAGUGCUUCGUGUGCCUAAAGCCUCACGAGCCGACUCAGGAGAAUGGCAAGUGGUACUUAAGAACGAUCUUGGACAGACAACCUCUUCUUGCAGAGUCGUAGUCCUUGGUGAGAAUCCUUUCGUCAUUUUUCGUAUCAUGAGUUACAAUGACUGUCAAUUUGAGUUGAGCCUGGAAUUGGGCAACACUGAGUUGGAUAUUCUUCCUGUCGACCAUAAUUCUGGGAAUAAUUUUCUUCAAAUAGGGAAGCCUAGUGACAUCUAA